AUGGGCAAACGCGGGCGGCCGCGCAAGGAGGCGCGCGGCGAGGGCGCGGGGCUGGCCCCCGCCGCGCCCCCGGCCAUGCCCCCGGCCGCGGCCGCGCCCCAGCCCCCGGCCCAGCCCGAGGAGCCCGCGGGGGCCAAGCCCAGGUGCCCCUUCUCGGACAUUUUCAACACCAGCGAGAACUCGAUGGAAAAGCACAUCAACACUUUUCUGCAGAACGUGCAGAUCCUGCUCGAGGCCGCCAGCUACCUGGAGCAGAUCGAGAAAGAAAACAAAAAGUGUGAACAUGGCUACGCCUCGUCGUUCCCCUCCAUGCCGAGCCCCCGGCUGCAGCACUCCAAGCCCCCACGGAGGUUGAGCCGGGCACAGAAACACAGCAGUGGGAGCAGCAACACCAGCACUGCCAACAGAUCUACACACAAUGAGCUGGAAAAGAAUCGACGAGCUCAUCUGCGCCUAUGUUUAGAACGCUUAAAAGUUCUGAUUCCUCUAGGACCAGACUGCACCAGGCAUACAACACUUGGUUUGCUCAACAAAGCCAAAGCACACAUCAAGAAACUUGAAGAAGCUGAAAGGAAGAGCCAGCACCAGCUCGAGAACUUGGAGCGAGAACAGAGAUUUCUGAAGCGGAGACUGGAACAGCUGCAGGGCCCUCAGGAGACGGAACGGAUACGAAUGGACAGCAUUGGGUCAACUAUUUCUUCAGAUCGUUCUGACUCAGAGCGAGAGGAGAUUGAAGUGGAUGUUGAAAGCACAGAGUUCUCCCAUGGAGAAGUGGACAAUAUAAGCACCACCAGCAUCAGUGACAUUGACGACCACAGCAGCCUGCAGAGUAUUGGGAGCGACGAGGGUUACUCCAGUGCCAGUGUCAAACUUUCGUUCACUUCCUAGAACCCAGCAUGAAAAACAAGUGCAGGGCAAAAUAAUCACUGGGCCAACUCCGUACAAUCUCUUUAAAUUGGGUUCAUGAUGCAGUCUCCUCUUUAAAACUAAAUGAAAGAAUACUAUACUUGAACAAAGGGUCAGAAGACCUGUAUUUAAGCAAAUACUCAGCAAAAAGUGGGGCACGGCCUCUCCAGCAGAACAAAUAUUCCUAAUAUGCAUAUUGGAAAAAUCACAAUUUCUAACAGCAGCAGAAAAACCUGUCUGAUAUUUUCUUGAUUUAGUGUUAAGACAAAGAGGACAUUAGAGAUUCUGUCCUCUUUUUCUGAGUUUGCUCAUACCAUGUUGAGUAAACACACUGAAGAAUGGGAUUAUGUUCCCAUCCUGAGCUUUAUGGCCCUAAAAACAAAAUCAAACCUACAGUAAUGAAAAGACAAGAUAAUCAGGCAUUAUUCUUGGAUAGCUAGAGCUAUGACAACUUAGCCUGGGACAAUUUAUCAUGAAGCCUGUGGAUGAUGAGUUCUUUAAAAAAAAUUAAAAAGCUCAUUUCAUGCUCUACAAAAGGAGAGACUCCCAUGAAGCCUUUUGAAAGGGAUCAUCAUGCAGCUCAGCUUUCUGUUGGAUUCCAUGCUAAGCAAGCUAACCUUUUCCCGCAUCGUUAGCACUAGGGCACCCAAAUGCCCGCUAGCCAGCCCACCGCCCCUAGGCCGCAUGGGGGGCAGUCCAUGCAUGACAGCCUCUGUCACACAGGCCUAUGAGUGUGGACUGGGGAGCCAGAAGGGAAAAUCGUUCCACGUGCUUCUGUGUCCACAUGGGUCAGAAGAGUUGUGCACACAGGUUAGCAGGCCAAGGUCUGAGCCACGGCAGCAUUUUUAUUUCAGAUUUUGAUAACUGUUUAUAUGUGUUGAAAACCAAAAUGACAUCUUUUUAAAGCUUGUCCAUAAAAAAAAAAAAAAAAAGAUGUCUUUUAUAGUGGAAAAACACAUGGGAAAAGAAAUCAUCUAUUUUGAUGCAGCAUUUGAUAACUAAAACACCUCACACCUCACUCUUUAUAGUGCACAAAAUGAAUGAGGUCUGGGUUAGGUUAAAAAAAAAAAAAGUCAAUGCUGUUUUUGUUUUCUUUCGAAUCAUUACCUUUUACCAGCUUUUAACCAUCUGGUAUCUACAGUAGACACACUAUCAUAGUUAACAUAGUUAAGUUCAGCACUUGUCUCAUUUUCAUGUUAAAAUCUGCUUCCAUUUCCCUACAGGCAGUCUCUCUCCUUCCUCACAAUCCUAUUGUGCAGGUGCUAUUGUUGCUCUUAUGAAUAUUUUCAGAAAUGUUAUUUUCUUCUAAGUGAAAUUUCUAGCCUGCACUUUGAUGUCAUGUGUUCCCCUUGUCUUUCAAACUCCAAGGUUCGCUUCUGGCCCUUUCCCUUACCCUGGGAAGCCUUCUUGGAGACUUUACCCCUGGCUGUUUGGACUUUGUAUACUUUAAAUAAUUUAACUGCCCUUAAUACUUAAAAAAAAAAAAAAGCUUUAUGAUUUUCAUAACUUAUUGCUGAUUUUAAUGGGUUGUUAAUUUCAGUCCUAUAGUUUUAUUUUAUGUUUAGAUAGGGCUGGGCCAGGAAAAACAAAAUAAAGACAACCAUAUUUAGCAGCGCAGUUGUGUGUUAAUGUUAGACUAUCCUUUUUUGAGUAGCACUUUUAACAGCAUUCACUGCUUCUAUACACAAACUAUACAUGAAAUGUAUCAUCUUGGACAUACAUAAGGCCUCAGCGUAUACUCACUUGUUCUUGUGCUCUUCUGUGCCUCCAAAGUUUUAUCUUUUCCUUGAUUAUAUGUUUGAGUGGAGGAAAUUCUCUGAAGUAGAUAUGUGUGAAAAACUGCAUGCCUUUAGAAGCCCAGUAUUAGAACGUGCUACACUCCAGGUGCUGGGGACUUAAAUGAAAAACAUGACACAAAUUCAUUUGUAUGGUCCAGGUAAAUUAUCUUUGAUUUCAUUCAUAAGUACUCCUGGCCAGGUCAAGCUGUUGCUCUAUAUAUUUGCUUACUUUUGACUUUCCCAAGUGAGACAGUUUAAAGACUGCUAAUGACCAUGGAAAGUAAAUGAAAGCCAAUGACUAAGGUCUCAUUCUGUUACUGCCAUGGCAUUCAGUGGCAUCAUUUAGGGCUGCGGUUUGGGACUUCAUUCAGGAAAACCUGAGGUGCUGCCAUUUUGUUGUGUGCUUGUAUGUACAGGAUAAUGGGCUGGGAAGCCUUUGUUACAAACCUAUAGGUACAUUAUCUCAACUGCCCUGAAUUACUUUCCUGAUUUUGUUUUCUGGGGUGAGGGAGGGGAGGGAGGUGGAAGGUAGAUGACACAAUGAGUAUUAAUUUUUUAAAAGACAAAUCGACUCUGAAGACCCAGAAGUUAACUGCAAGAAAUAAAAACUGUGAAUAAAUGAAACCAGAGUUAUUUUUGUACCACUCUUCUCUAUGAAGGCACAAAUAUGGGUGAAUAUGCACACUUCAAGAGGCAACUAAAACACCCGUGUUGAUAUAUUAGUCCAAAAUUAAUGGCCAUCUGAAUUACAGUUGCUACUGUUUUGUAAUUUAGGUAGGUACUCCAUAACUCCACCUAACCUCACUGCACAUAAUAAAAGAUAAUUGAUAGAUAAUUGCUUCAAAGUAGGACACAUCCAUUUUUAAUCUAUUCUCUCACUUUUUAGGGCAUCUCUUUUGGAUACACCUUAUAAACUGCAAAGUCUAGAUUUCCAGUGUAGUCCCCGUUAACUUUAUUUACCUGUUUGUAAAAUGUCUGUGAAUGAUACACUCACAGAUAAAUCCUGUUCCAGUGCGAUGCAUUCUGACUAUAGUUUCUGGAUAUAAUAGGUUUGAGAACUACAGAAAUGCCUUUUGUAGGCCUCAUGACAAUGACUGCUUUUAACAUUAUGAAGGGAUUUUAAAAGACAGGAUU
Messenger RNA from Lepus europaeus (European hare), 3818 nucleotides. RefSeq names its product MAX interactor 1, dimerization protein (gene MXI1). Gene Ontology annotation, biological process: regulation of transcription by RNA polymerase II. The transcript has 6 exons. Gene Ontology annotation, molecular function: RNA polymerase II cis-regulatory region sequence-specific DNA binding; DNA-binding transcription factor activity, RNA polymerase II-specific; protein dimerization activity. The record is from RefSeq and is a predicted model, not a curated record. Bases 1 to 888 code for a protein of 295 amino acids. Lineage: Eukaryota; Metazoa; Chordata; Mammalia; Lagomorpha; Leporidae.